GCUGUCACCGCUGCAGAGGCUUCCAUCUUCACCUGGUCUUCCCUCCUGCUUAAAGUGUUACUAAACCCUGGACCCUGCAUUCACUAUAUCUGGUCUCCCCGGACCCUGCAUUCACUAUAUCUGGUCUCCCCGGACCCUGCAUUCACUAUAUCUGGUCUCCCCGGACCCUGCAUUCACUAUAUCUGGUCUCCCCGGACCCUGCAUUCACUAUAUCUGGUCUCCCAGGACCCUGCAUUCACUAUAUCUGGUCUCCCCGGACCCUGCAUUCACUAUAUCUGGUCUCCCCAGACCCUGCAUUCACUAUAUCUGGUCUCCCAGGGUCCUGCAUUCACUAUAUCUGGUCUCCCCGAACCCUGCAUUCACUAUAUCUGGUCUCCCCGAACCCUGCAUUCACUAUAUCUGGUCUCCCUGGACCCUGCAUUCACU
Staurois parvus is the source of this 426-nucleotide messenger RNA. The record is from the annotation of a GenBank genome assembly. NCBI's taxonomy places the organism in Eukaryota, Metazoa, Chordata, Amphibia, Anura, Ranidae.